Cavia porcellus (domestic guinea pig) is the source of this 1292-nucleotide messenger RNA. RefSeq names its product RNA binding motif protein 11 (gene Rbm11). The coding region runs from base 104 to 820 and encodes 238 amino acids. Gene Ontology annotation, cellular component: nucleus. Gene Ontology annotation, biological process: regulation of alternative mRNA splicing, via spliceosome. The record is from RefSeq and is a predicted model, not a curated record. Gene Ontology annotation, molecular function: single-stranded RNA binding. NCBI's taxonomy places the organism in Eukaryota, Metazoa, Chordata, Mammalia, Rodentia, Caviidae. The transcript has 5 exons.
GCUCCCGGCGCCAGUCCCUCCCCUUCUCCGGGGCGGCGCGGUAAAGCCCGGCGAGUGGGCGGGGUCUGGGGGGCCUCAUCCAUCAAGGGCCCCGGACGGAGGGAUGUUCCCUACUCAGGAGGAGGCCGACAGGACGGUGUUUGUGGGGAAUUUAGAGGCCCGCGUGCGGGAAGAGAUUCUUUACGAGCUGUUCCUUCAGGCAGGACCACUAACCAAAGUGACUCUAUGCAAGGACAGAGAAGGAAAGCCAAAGUCCUUUGGAUUUGUCUGCUUUAAACACCCUGAAUCGGUGUCAUAUGCUAUAGCUUUGCUGAAUGGUAUUCGUUUGUAUGGAAGACCAAUUAAUGUGCAGUAUCGAUUUGGGAGUUCUCGCUCUUCUGAACCAGCUAACCAAAGUUUUGAGAACUGUGUAAAGAUAAAUUCACAUAACUACAGGAAUGAAGAAAUGUUGGGGAGAUCUCCCUUUCCCAUGCAGGUUUUUCCAGUUAAUAACACUGCUUUGCCCCAAGAAUAUUUUUUCUUUCAGAAGAUGCAGUGGCAUGCACAUAAUCCAGCGCUGCAGCUUCCUUACUAUGAGAUGACAGCUCCACUUCCAAAUAAUGCAUCUGGCACUUCUGCACUGAAGCCCAAUCCGGAGCCUGAGGCUGGACCCAGCUCUUACGAGUGGACCCAUCAACAAACAAGUGACUCUGACCUUUAUCAGAUGAAUAAAAGAAAGAGACAAAAGCAAACCAGCGACAGUGAUAGUAGCACAGAAAACAACAGAGGAAAUGAAUAUCAUCAAAAAUUCCGAAAAUACAAGAAAAAGAAAAGAUGUUGAUAUUAUCAUCAACAGAAAUUUAUCUGUGCUUUAAAAAGUCUGUAUUUUAUCAAACAACCAAUUUCUUUGUUGUCUUGUCUUCUUUGAAAAGUAUAACAUUAUGAUUCAUCUACUUUGCUGUUUGAUUUUAACCUUCAAUGACAAAGGGUUUUUUAAUAAUUUAAUGACCUACUUUUUUAUACUUGUCACAUCAUUCUUGACCAAUUGUUGAUAUGAAAUACACUGUCAUUUUAUUUUAGUGCUGCUGAUGAGAUUUCACCAAGUUAUUGAAUAAAAGUCACCUGCUGAAUAUUUAUGAAUUAGGUACCAUGUUCUCCCUAGAUUAUCACUGUAACUAACCUUCAACUACAAAUAAGCUGGGAUUAGAAGUGGAGCAGUGAAUUUCCUGAAAAACCUAAUGCAAAUGUUUAAAAUUUGUAUGUUGUGCCUGAUGAAUAUGUAAUAAACAAGCUUUAUUUCCCUUCGUUAAUAA